CAUCUUGACACCGCCCCCCCCCCCACUCCUAACCCGGAAAUAAAACUGCGCUGUUUGUAUGUAGCUGGUUUGUAGGUGGCGCUUCGGUUAUUUUAAUGGCGUAGUUACAGAAAAGAGUCUCCUCAACUUCGACACAUAAUGGAUGAAAUGUAUGUCAAGCCAGGUAACCAGGAGCGAGGAUGGAACGACCCCCCUCAAUUCUCCUACGGUCUCCAGACGGCCCGCACCCCACAGAAGAACCUUCUGAACAAGAGGCCCACGCUGCCAGAUGCCGCCGCCCUUCCUACGACUCUUCCUUUGGCCCCCUCGGGUCCGCCGCCUUGUGGCUUGGCCCCUCCUCCUGCAGGUUGCGCGCCCGCCUGGAAGGCCAUGCCUCCCGAGGGCGCCGCAGGACGCAUUGGGGGCAUCGAGGACCCUGGCCAAUCUGAGGCCGAGCCCAACUUGGAGGACGUGGUCGAGGUUCUGGAGCGGGUGCUGGCCAGGUGCAGGCUGGACGUGGCGCCCCAGGUGUGUAACGACAUGGAAAAGAGACUCCGCCUCUUCAAGGACAGCUGGACAUCGGGUCGACUGAGUCUUCCUGUGAGGAGACGCAUGAGCGCCUUGUCUCAAGAAUUGCAGGCGGGACACUGGGACCAGGCUGACGAGAUCCAUCGCUCGCUAAUGGUGGAUUACGUGACCGAAGUCAGCCAAUGGAUGGUCGGCGUGAAGCGACUGAUCGCCGAAAGCCGCGGCCCUGAGCGUUAGCGGAGGCGCUGUAUACAUCCCGAGGCACGUCAGACGGCAACGACUCCUGUUAGUCGUGACCUUUGAACUUUUCAAGGUAACGGGAAGAGAAUGAGGGAGAAUGCUGUUGCCAUAGCAACCAUCCAGCAGCUGACCAAUUGGAGAGCGUCGUCGCCAAGGAAGCUAAACGUUGUUUGUCUAUCUGGACGAUUGCUUUAAAAAUAAUACAUCCAUCUGGACGCUUGACUUGAUGAUAAUAAUACAUGUCUAUGAUGAUGUCAUGAU
Messenger RNA from Syngnathus acus (greater pipefish), 1008 nucleotides. RefSeq names its product steroid receptor RNA activator 1 (gene sra1). The record is from RefSeq and is a predicted model, not a curated record. The coding region runs from base 139 to 744 and encodes 201 amino acids. Gene Ontology annotation, cellular component: nucleus. NCBI's taxonomy places the organism in Eukaryota, Metazoa, Chordata, Actinopteri, Syngnathiformes, Syngnathidae. Gene Ontology annotation, biological process: regulation of transcription by RNA polymerase II. The transcript has 6 exons.